AGUUAGUUCUCAUGUUUCUGCUUUGUGAUUUCCAAGGACAAACAAGUGCUUAAAAUGACUUAAAACUGAAAGUGAAAUUUCUCUUAGUUUGUUUAAAUACCAAAAAUUGUGGAAAAAAUCCACAACAACAACAAUUAAAAAAUCCCCUCUUUUACGAAUAGCGUUUCAUGUGUUAUCUAAUAAUUCCUGUAUUGUGCGGUUUAUUUUCAUUCGAAUCGUGAAAGGCUAGUCAGCCGCCUCGAGUGCCAGAUUUAGUGCCUAUAUAUUUUUAAUCGGAGUGUCGACGUUAUGGACCUGCGACAGGACGAUGAAGCCUCCAAGGAUCCAGCGGUGGAGAAAGCCGUGUUGUCCUUCGACGAGGAUGACUUUGAAGGUCAUCGGGCACACAGCGUUUUCGUGGGAGUUCACGUCCCGGGCGAGCGAAAACACUCCCACAGACGGCAUAGACACCAUCACCGAGACUCCUUCUCCGACCCCACCGCACAAGACAGGCCCAGCACCCCGCCGUCGCAACGCGUCCAAUUCAUCCUCGGCGAAGACGUCGACGAUGAGAAACACGAGAGCCACCCCCUCUUCUCCGAGAUGGAGGAGUUGGUCACCGAGGGCGGCGACAUGGAGUGGAAGGAAACAGCUCGUUGGAUCAAAUUCGAGGAAAACGUCGAAGAGGGUGGCAAUCGCUGGUCGAAACCCCACGUGGCCACCCUCUCCUUGCACUCGCUUUUCGAGCUGCGCAGCCUCAUCCUCAACGGGACUAUCCUCCUGGACCUGGAGGCCACCUCCAUGGAGCAGAUCGCGGACUUGGUGCUCGACAAUAUGAUCAACAGUGGGGUGCUCACCAACGACAAGAGGGAUCGAGUCAAGGAGGCUUUGUUGAAACGCCAUAGACACCAGCACCAACGCAAAGACCACGUCUUGCCUCUGAUUCGCUCCUUCGCCGAGAUGAGGAACCACUCGACGUCGAAAACUGAAUAUACUACACACGUGCAAGGAUUCACCACGUGGUUUACCUUACAUCAUCCUGCCAAAGUCGAAGAGCACACCUUCGGCGAACACACCACAGAACGAUUUCUCACUGUGCCUGGACAGGGCUCAAUGGACAAGCCUCGCAUCCUCAAGAGCGCCAGCAACGUCUCCAUGAACCGCAAUUACAGCACCAGCGAUCUGGGCUCCAUGAACGGCGACAUCCACCAACACAACCUCCACUUCAUGCGGAAGAUCCCCCCAGGUGCAGAAGCCAGCAAUAUUCUCGUCGGCGAAGUCGACUUCAUCGACAAGACCCUCUCGGUGUUCAUCCGCUUGAAUUCGGCGGUGAAUCUGGGCGAUUUGACGGAAGUCCCGGUCCCGACGAGGUUCCUCUUCGUGCUUUUAGCCCCGGUGUCGGCCUCCACCGGGUACCACGAGAUCGGGCGCGCCAUGGCGACGCUCAUGUCCGAUGAAAUCUUCCACGAAGUGGCUUACAGGGCGCGGAACACGAGUCACCUUUUGGCCGGAAUCGACGAGUUUCUCGACGCUGUGACCGUUCUACCUCCUGGGGAGUGGGACCCUGCGAUUCGGAUCGAGCCCCCGGCGGCUAUCCCCUCACAAGACUUGCGGAAGCGCCCCCCGGAAAAGCACCCGGAGGAGCCCGACGAAGAGGAAGAAGAGCAGAGAAUCCGGGAAGAGUCGGGCCUCGCCCGGAGCGGAGUCCUCUUCGGGGGUCUCAUCAAUGACGUCAAACGCAAACUACCCUUCUAUUGGUCGGAUUUCAAGGACGCUUUUGCCACCCAAUGCAUAGCCUCCUGGAUUUUCCUCUACUUUGCUUGUUUAUCCCCGAUUAUCACAUUCGGGGGGCUGUUGGCGCAAGCCACGGGGGGGAAUAUGGCCGCCAUGGAGUCGCUCGUCUCCGGGUUUGUGUGUGGGAUGGGUUAUGGGUUCUUUUCAGGUCAACCGUUGACCAUUUUGGGGUCCACUGGACCGGUGCUAGUGUUUGAGACUAUAGUUUACGAUUUUUGCUUGUCGGUGGGGUGGGACUAUCUCUCGUUCAGGUUCUGGAUCGGGACUUGGACCGCGAUUAUUUUGCUUAUUUUGGUGGCUAUCGAUGCGAGUGCACUUGUCUGCUACAUUACUAGGUUUACGGAAGAGAAUUUCGCCACGUUGAUUGCCUUUAUUUUUAUUUAUAAGGCCGUGGAAAAUGUGGUGCUUAUUGGGAAAAACUUCCCUCUCAAUACCAGUGGAAAUAGGGUUUUGGAAUAUAAUUGCUCGUGCACCGCCAAUCAGAGCGUUGUUAUGAGAGACCCCUAUUGGGGCAAUUGGAGUACACCGAGCAAAAAUUACUGUGAGAUCGCGAACGGCACCUUGGACGGCCCCGGCUGUGAAACCCCCUCUUACGUCCCCGACGUAUUCCUCAUGUCAAUUAUACUCUUUUUGGGAACGUUCCUCCUCUCCAUCGAACUGAAAGACUUCAAGAACGCUCUCUUCUUCCCGUCAAAAGUCCGUCAAUUCAUCAGCGACUUCGCCGUCAUCAUCGCCAUCCUCUCCAUGAGUCUCAUCGACUGGAAAGUGGGCGUCCCCACCCCGAAACUCGAAGUCCCCCACGACUUCAAACCGACACUCCCCACCCGCGGCUGGCUCAUCGGCCCCUUCAACGGCAAUCCCGUCUACUCGGUGUUCCUCGCCAUCCCGCCAGCCCUCCUCGGCACCAUCCUCAUCUUCAUGGACCAGCAGAUCACCAGCGUGAUCGUCAAUCGCAAAGAGCACAAACUGAAGAAGAAGUGCGGCUACCACUUGGACCUCUUCGUCUUGGCCAUCCUCAUCCAGGUGUGCUCCGUGAUGGGGCUGCCGUGGUUCGUCGCUGCGACGGUCCUCUCCAUCAACCACGUCAACUCGUUGAAGUUGGAGAGCGAGUGCUCAGCGCCGGGGGAGAAGCCCCAGUUUCUGGGGGUGCGCGAGCAGAGGGUCACCCACAUCCUCAUCUUCCUGACGAUUGGGCUGUCGGUGUUUCUCACGCCGAUUCUGGGGCAUAUCCCCAUGCCGGUCCUGUUUGGGGUCUUCCUCUACAUGGGGAUCGCCUCCUUGAAGGGGCUGCAGUUCUUCGACAGGAUUUUAAUCAUGCUUAUGCCCAACAAGUACCAACCCGAUUACAUGUUCCUGAGACAGGUGCCAAUAAAACGUGUCCACCUCUUCACCCUCAUCCAGCUCGCCUGUUUGGCUUGUCUCUGGACCAUCAAGUCCUUCAGCACCACCUCGAUCUUGUUCCCCUUGAUGCUGGUGGUGAUGAUCGGGAUUAGGAAGUCGCUGGAUUUGAUCUUCACACGACGGGAAUUGAAGAUUUUAGACGAUAUAAUGCCGGAAAUGACGAAGCGAAACCAGAUGCUUAAAGAUGACGAGAACGGCUCUGAAAAAGGCCAGCUCGAGAUUGAACCCGCCGGCAACCUGAAAAUCCCCCUGGCAAACGGCAACGUCAUGAACAUUCCGCUCUCGGCCAUCAAUAUAUCGGAAGAAGUCAACAAAACCAGUAUCUGGAAACAAGUCAACAAAAGCAACACGCGACCCACCGAAAAAGAAAAAAAGAAAAGUCCCAUCGGAUCCGGUCGCUUCAAGAAAAAGAAGCAAAACAAACGAGACGAUAAGCAGGAGAAAGCCAAACUGGAAAAACGGCUCUCGAUAAUGAACGAAGAAGAGGAAGAUGAUGGAAUUACCAUUAAGGUGACGGACACUUCUCUACACAUUUAAACACAAACACGAGCACUUAACAUUUACCCUCUUGCACGUAAAUACUAACCUAUUGCAGUGCGAACAGUUUAAAGAUAUGCCUAGGAAAGAGAGGAGGAAGAGCAAACAAGAUUCCGACGAAACACAUGUCUGAAGCAAUAACACACUAUAUACACAGUGAUGUAAAUACAUAUUUAACUAGUUAUUUCUGUUCUGAGGCUUCAUUUACCAAUCAGUGUUGCCAAAGUUUCAUUGAGUGUAUCCCGGGCUGUAUUUUGGGAAACGACACAGUAUUUUCUAACCAUUAACUAAGUGUACAUCAUUAAAUAAAU
Molecule: messenger RNA, 4022 nt
Organism: Tribolium madens (black flour beetle)
Lineage: Eukaryota; Metazoa; Arthropoda; Insecta; Coleoptera; Tenebrionidae
Gene: Ndae1
Product: sodium bicarbonate cotransporter 3
Exons: 13
Coding region: 289-3711 (1140 amino acids)
Biological process (GO): bicarbonate transport; regulation of intracellular pH; transmembrane transport
Cellular component (GO): plasma membrane
Molecular function (GO): monoatomic anion transmembrane transporter activity; solute:inorganic anion antiporter activity; sodium:bicarbonate symporter activity
Source: RefSeq, a predicted model, not a curated record